AUGCAAUUUGGCUUGGGUCGUUGUCAAUUUCAAUUUUGCCAAUGGUUCAAUAGUCCUAAAUGGUUAUUAGUCUUCACUAGCAGCUAUAUUAUCAUUGCAAGCAUGUUGAUAUCAGGAUUUACGGCAGUGGCAAUUACUUCGCUAGAAACACGCUUUGAAUUACGUAGUACAGAAUCCGGAACUUUGUAUAGUGCGUAUGAGGUAGCCGCUGCAUUCUUCGGAAUUAUUACUAGUUACUACGCUGGACAAGGUCAUAAAGGUCGCUAUUUAGCUGCUAGUGCAGUUGUUAUUAGUAUAGGAGCUUUAAUCUUUGCUUUACCCCAUUGGAUUACUAGCAAUUAUGUAGCCGAGGGAACUAUUGGCUCUGAGCUAUGCCAUUAUAAUGUCACAAUGAACCAAAGCUCAACUAGCGUUUGUGCUAAUUUAGCUUCUCCAGUUCGAGUGUUUUUAUACGUAUUUCUCUUAGCACAAGCUUUAAUUGGUGCUGGAAAUAAUAUUGUAUGGACAACAGGAAUGGCCUAUAUCGACGAAAAUGUCAGCCCUACGACAUCAUCUGUCUAUGUAGGAAUAAUGGUAACAGUAGCAGCUAUUGGCCCAGCAAUUGGUUUCUUGCUGGGAGGCAUUUUUCUUAACCUUUGGGUUGAUUGGCCUAAUCCAUCACAAGGAAUAGUGCCGACAGAUCCACGAUGGGUCGGUGCAUGGUGGCUGGGAUUCCUUGUUUGUGCAGUCGGUAUGUUCAUUAUAUCGAUUCCAUUAUUUGCUUAUCCUCGUCAUCUACCCGAUUUUCAAAAACACAAACUUCAAAGACAAAAAACAACUAUUGGAAAAUCCAGAGUAGAUAAUGAAUAUGGAAAUUCAAUUACUGAUCUUCCCAGAGCAACUAAAGAAUUGAUUCUUAACAAGCCGUUCAUCUUUACAGUUUUAGCUGCCACAGCAGAAGCACUCGUUACGAAUGGCUUUGCUCCCUUUCUACCAAAAUUUAUUCAGUCACAAUUUUCUACUACAUCAUCUGGUGCAAGUUUUAUCUCCGGGAUUGUUGUUGUACCGGGAGCUGGAGGAGGGAUGAUUUUGGGCAGUCUGUUGAUGAAAUAUUUUAGAAUGGACAAGCUAAGAGCAUGCAAACUUAACGUUGUCUUUGGCUUUCUAAGUUGUAUAUCCUGCUUAGCUUUUCUUAUUGGCUGCGAUGCUAUACCAUUUGCUGGUGCAAAUACGCCAGUUGAAUCAACAAUGAUUCCUCAAGCAGAAGUUGGAAAUAUUACUAGUGAAUGCAAUAUCAAUUGCGGAUGUCUACGUGAUAAAUUCGACCCAAUCUGUGGCAUUAAUGGUAUUGCAUACUUCUCACCGUGCCAUGCCGGCUGUCAAGAUAUUGACACUUCUAUUCCCUUCAAUCAACAGACAUUCUCGAAUUGCACUUGUAUAUUGACUCAAAAUAAUGCUAAUGAUAGCGAGCUUGAAGUUCCGUUUGAUGCUCAACGGGGCUUAUGUGCGCAAAACUGCAAUAAUUUGAUUCCUUUUUUGGUCGUGUUAUUUAUUCAAAUGAUUUGCACUUAUGUCAAAUCAGUACCAAGUACGCAAGUUGUUUUGAGGACUGUACCUGAAAGCCAACGUUCGUUUGCGCUAGGCUUACAAUGGCUACUUAUCCGAUUACUUGGUGAUAUCCCCGGACCGCUAUUAAUCGGCUUAAUAAUCGAUACAUCAUGCAAUGUAUGGAACAUCGAAUGUGGCGAAAAGACUUCAUGUUGGCUAUACAAUAAUCGUCAAAUGGGCUAUCUAGUGUUCGCUUUUGUUAUAAUUUGCAAAGGUGCUAGCACUGUUUUUUUUGCUUUAGCUUGGUAUUAUUGCCGAACUGAAAUUAAAAAUGAGCAGAAGGAUGACGAUAAUAUUUACGAAAAACAGCUCAUGUCGAAUUCAAAUUUCAAUAGCAUGAAGAAAGCAACAUUUCAAGACGUUAUCAGCUACAAUAAAGAGGACUUUAAUAAUUUUCAGGACGUAGCCGGUUAUAAAUUUAUUUCCCGAGAACCACAUAGAGCUAAAGUUAUUGCCGCAUCACAGGAUAACGGUAUAACAUCAAAUCAUAUUAAUGUGAUUGUACGUGUGUCACGCUGUUAA
Messenger RNA from Trichoplax adhaerens, 2109 nucleotides. RefSeq lists its product as uncharacterized. Lineage: Eukaryota; Metazoa; Placozoa; Uniplacotomia; Trichoplacea; Trichoplacidae. Gene Ontology annotation, cellular component: membrane. Gene Ontology annotation, biological process: transmembrane transport. The transcript has 6 exons. The coding region runs from base 1 to 2109 and encodes 702 amino acids. The record is from RefSeq and is a predicted model, not a curated record. Gene Ontology annotation, molecular function: transmembrane transporter activity; protein binding.